Metarhizium brunneum ARSEF 3297 is the source of this 870-nucleotide messenger RNA. The record is from RefSeq and is a predicted model, not a curated record. NCBI's taxonomy places the organism in Eukaryota, Fungi, Ascomycota, Sordariomycetes, Hypocreales, Clavicipitaceae.
AUGACUAUUCUACUAACUGGAGGACGUGGCAAGACGGCCAGUCACAUUGCUGCUCUCCUCGAUGCGGCCAACCUGCCUUUCGCCAUAGCGUCUCGCUCCUGCAGUCCCGACUCGAAGUACCGCCAAUUGCGCUUUGAUUGGCUAGAUGAUACAACCUAUGAAAAUGUCCUAUCUCCCAAAGAUGGGAUGCAGCCAAUCUCAGCUGUCUGGCUUGUUCCUCCGCCGAUAGCCGACUUGGCUCCGCCUGUAAACGCCUUCAUCAAUCAUGCCCGGCUCAAAGACGUCAAGAGAUUUGUGCUGCUAAGCGCAAGCAUGUUGGAACGAGGCGCUCCUGCUAUGGGGCAAAUUCAUGAGCACCUGGCUUCCAUGGAGGGAAUCCAUUACACGGUAUUAAGACCAACAUGGUUCAUGGAAAAUUUCUCUUCUCCACACGAGUUCCAGUGCAAGGCAAUUAGGAAAGAAGACAAGAUUUACUCGGCAGCGGAAAAUGGCAAAGUCCCGUUCAUCUCCGUGGUUGACAUCGCCCGAGUCGCGUUUCGUGCGCUGAAGGGAGAUGUGGAAGAAAAUAUUGACCCUAUUCUGCUCGGACCGGAACUGCUCACUUACGAUGAUGUUGCCGAGGCUCUUUCGAAGCAGCUGAAUAGAAAGAUCAAUCAUGUCCGACUCCAAGAAUCAGAGCUCGCCGAGAAAAUGCACGAGUACGGUAUGCCGCUCGAGGAUGCACAGAUGCACGCUUCGAUGGACUUGAUAGUCAGAGCAGGAGGGGAAGAAAGACUCAAUAAGACCGUGCUUGAAUUGACUGGUACAACGCCUCGUACUUUUCAAGAAUUUGCUUCAAGUGAGAAGGACAUCUGGCUAUUGAAGAAUUAA